AUGAGCUCUAAACAACGGCGUAUGGACCAUUCAGAUGACGAAGGAACUCACCACAGUCGUGAUAAAUUUACACGCGAACGAAGAAGUAGUCUUGAUCGAAGAGAUGUUCGUGACCACAAUAAUUCAUCACCUGAAGAGAGAGAUUUAACGAACUAUUCAGAUCGACGUUCUAAAAGAAGACGAUCUAUAUCGCCUGAUUCAAGGAGACCACAACAGCUUGAAGGAGAUCAUUACAUUCCCAACUAUGAGAAGGACGGUUAUACACCUGCUCCGAGAUACGUUGGUAGACCAGGAGAUAUGAGAUUUCCACCACAUGGGUUUCCAGUCAGUUUAUCACUUGGAUUUAAUGUAGGACCAGCACCACAGAUUAUGCCUCCUGGUGGGCCUCUCAUGACAAUGGAUUGGACAGGUCCUGGAAGACAAGAUCCGCCGAAAGAUCCCGAUCAACUUGAUUUUUUAGUGACAUUCAAGUAUUAUGCCGAAUUCCUUCAGAUGUCAAAUCCAAAAGCACGAUAUACAGAUGACGAUUUGCAUAAAAAAUACAAUGAUUAUAAAGAAGCUUUUGGCAUUAAACAAUUGAAAACCUUUUUUGAAGCACAUAAAAAGGAAGAAUGGUUUCUUGAAAAAUAUCAUCCAAAGUAUAUGGAACCAAGGAUUACAGCAACUAAGGAAUUAAAAAAGAAAAAUUAUCAAAAUUUUAUCACGGAUUUGAAAAGAGGUCUUUUCGAUCAUAUUGUUAACGACGUUGAAGAGAAUAAAGAUGAAAUAAAGACGGAAGGUGAAUCUAGCGCAGACAAAAGUGAACAGGAUGAUGAUGCUAAUAGGCUUUUUAUAAAGAGCGUAUCACCCAGCAUUUCCAGGCAAAAAAUAGAAGAGAUGUGCAAAGAAAUUCCCGGGUUUAAAUAUCUUGCUUUAUCCGAACCAAACCCUCAAAAAAAAUUUCAUCGUCUUGGCUGGAUUGUUUUUGAAGAAGGAACUGACAUGGAUUCAGCAUACGAAAGACUUAAUGAGCAAAAGAUUGAUGAAUUCGUUUUUUACUUGGCUCGUCAUAAAAAUCAAACUGGGCCUGUUCGUAAUCGAACUACACCAGAUGUUGCUAAUACUCUUGAUAGAUUGAAAAAAGAUUUGGGAAUGGCUGUUAAGCUUUCUGAAAAGCUUGAUAAGGACGUUGAUGUUACAAUGACUGGAAGUCAACAUAUCAAACAAAGACUUGUCUUAAUUGACGAUGGUCAUCGUCGUGAAGAAAUAGAUAAUAUUAAGAGGAUAUUGGAUGUUCAUAUUGAAUACUUGCGUCGGACCCACCUUUUUUGCUACUAUUGCGGUUGUGAAUCUGAUUCUGUGGAGGAACUUAACAGAAAAUGCCCGGGUCGUCAUUUGAGGAGUUUACCUGGAAGCAACGAUUCUAAAUCUGCCGGAAAAUCACAAAAAGAAAAACAAAUUAACGUAGCCACAACAUGGUUGAAAACUUUAGAUAAUAAAAUUAACUACAAGACGGAACCAUCAAAAUAUGAAAAUGAGGUUGAUAAGAAUGGUGGACUAAAUAUUAAACAGGUUUUGGAAAAUUUUUACAGUGAAAAUAUUAUUGAAGUGGAACCUGGUCGUAAAUUCAAAUGCAACCUAUGUAGUAAAUUGUUUAAAGGAGCAGAUUUUGUUAAGAAGCACAUUGAUUACAAACAUCAUAAUACUGUCGAUACUACAACGAAUGAUGUGGCACUUGUUCCUCAAAGUGUUACACCUAUUCCACCUAACCCAUUCCCGGUUAUGACUAAUGCACCACCACCUCCAUUCAUGAAUUUCAGUUUUCCUAUUAUGGGCGCAGCAGCUGGAACGCCUCAUGAUCAAAUUCCAAGGAUUGGAUUUGAUGAAAGAGAUGAUAGCCGAGAGCGUGGCUCCAGACAAACACCUGACACAAGAAGACAACCAUCUAGACCUAAUGAUCUUAAUGCGAGUUCUGAUCCUCGCCAGGUGAAAUCAUAUGUUGAUCUGGAUGCACCUGCGGAAGGCGACAUCGAAAUUAAAUAUUGA
Molecule: messenger RNA, 2025 nt
Organism: Scutellospora calospora
Lineage: Eukaryota; Fungi; Glomeromycota; Glomeromycetes; Diversisporales; Gigasporaceae
Source: the annotation of a GenBank genome assembly